AAGGGGACGGAAUUGAAGAAAAGUUAAAUCUCAACAGACUUAGCAGUUGAGCAGUUUCAGUCAAAGAGCAAACAUGAAAAUUUUCGGUGCUAUCGCUGUCCUGGUUUUAGGAGUUGUUUCAUUGUCUUCGGCUGCUAACAUCAAUUUAAUGGAUGGCGAAACUGGAUUAAGGCGUGCAUUCAAGUGGAUUAGUUCUGAAUGGGACGAAUUAGUGGAUGAUGUGAAAAAUGGAACCGUCCCAAAAGAAGUUGUUAUGACUGCCAAACCAACGACCAAAAACCCCACUGAAACUAUCAUUGACAAAAGAUCAGUAGAGCCAACUUUAAACACCUCAACCAAACCAAUUAAAACACGAGUAAUCCGACCAACAGUGGAAUGGACUGAAAAGCCAACGAAAAAACCAAUCGGAAAACCAGUUGGAAAACUAACGGAAACGUAUGUAGUUGAAAAUGGCACAGUGGUGACCAAAUUAACUGUAAAGCCAACUGUAACGCCUACUGAAAAGCCAACAGGCAAACCGAUCACAACCACAACCAAAAAACUCAUGACUGUUUAAGUUAAGGGAGCCGACACGUGAUGGUUUAGGGUUUUUUUGAAAAUGAUGUAACUCAUUGCCCGAUCAUGAAUAAAACAUCUUCAAAAUAAAAA
This is a messenger RNA of Dendroctonus ponderosae (mountain pine beetle), 648 nucleotides long. Its product is annotated as alpha-amylase. NCBI's taxonomy places the organism in Eukaryota, Metazoa, Arthropoda, Insecta, Coleoptera, Curculionidae. The transcript is spliced from 2 exons. The record is from RefSeq and is a predicted model, not a curated record. The coding region runs from base 74 to 556 and encodes 160 amino acids.